Mya arenaria is the source of this 2595-nucleotide messenger RNA. Its product is annotated as interferon-induced protein 44-like. Lineage: Eukaryota; Metazoa; Mollusca; Bivalvia; Myida; Myidae. The coding region runs from base 129 to 1556 and encodes 475 amino acids. The transcript has 7 exons. The record is from RefSeq and is a predicted model, not a curated record.
UUUAGCUGUUGAGUGCCUCAUAAUUUGUAUCAUCAUAAUACAAGGAAAAGGACCAGUGUUGGCUUUAUAACGAUUUUUUAACUGAGAGGGCAACUAUAUUUGUCGGUGGUUUGAAGAGAACGACGAACAUGUCUGAAGGCCGGUUAACAGAUGAGAAUAUGGACGAUAUAGAGAAGAUGAUAGGAGAGGGCCGGAAACGCUUCACCCUGCUCUAUAGCAUCUCCCGAGACGCUUGUGAUCCCGACAUAUUCCAUCAGAGGUGUGACAACAAGGGUCCUACCGUCACCAUGCUGUAUAACCUCAAGGGCUCCGUGUUUGGUUUCUAUUCAUGCAUAGACUGGAAAAGCGAAGGAAACUGGAAAGCAGACAGAAAACAUUUCCUUAUUCAACUAAACUACCUGGGAAAUAAGAGGUACACUAAGUGUCUCACCAAAGGGGCUACUACUGAAAUCCUUUGGGAAAAAGCAAAGGGACCAUGGUCGGAAGCAAUCAAAUGCUUCAGUGGGAAAACGCUCGUACCUAAUAACAAUGUUUUCACUCUCAAUGGGAACAUGGAUCGUUUCACAUCAAAUCUCUAUGACACCUGCGGCCUUUCUGCGAGUGACAUCAACAACGGAAGCAUGGAGGUCACAGACCUGGAGGUUUACAGUGUUGCAGAUGGAGAAAGGCCCACGAAUCAAGACAUAGAAUGUCCCUGGCGUACACAGCCACAGUGGAACACGGAGUACGUGUCGCAGCUGUUUGAUGAGCUAUCGGCCAUUGAAAUCUCAACAAAGCCUCGCUUGUUAUUGCUGGGGCCAAUAGGGGCCGGAAAGUCCAGCUUUGUGAACACGGUCGCCUCCGCACUCGCGGGCCGCAUGGCCCACUUUGCCAGCUGCGGGACGGAUAGGCACGCCGCCACAAGCACGUAUUCUCCAUACCGUUUGCGUUCAACAACAGGAUCGUUUCUCGACUUUAAACUCUGUGACACUCCGGGUUUGGAGAGGUCUCAAGGAAUAGAUAUCCACGAGCUUCACUUUCUACUUGAUGGAAACGUACCUGAAAACUAUGACUUCAACCCUACACAGCAUCUGUCUCUAAGGUCCCCGGAUUUCGUGUUCAACCCGAAGGUCGGCGAUCUUGUCCAUUGUGUUGCGAUAGUUGUUGAUGCCACAACCGUAGAUGAUAUGCCUGGAGAAACACAAGCACAACUGAAAACUUUCAAGCAUGGCAUCUUUAAAAAGAGCAUUCCCUUGGCGAUUUUGCUGACAAAGGUCGACAAAGUGAGCCAUGAUGUCCGGAAGAAGCUUGGUGACAUUUUCAUGAGCACAGACGUUGGAAAACUGGUGAACAAGACGGCCAAAAUGUUGGGGGUUCCCCGAAACGUUGUAUUUCCGAUCAAGAAUUAUGAACAUGAAAUGGAAACGCUAGAUUCCGUAAACUCUUUGGCGUUAUUUGCGCUCAAGACAAUGGUAGAGAUGGCGACUGAUCAUCUUGCCAAUUUACAAGCUGUUAAAGGCGCAGAGGGUGGAGAGGAUAUUUAUCCAGAAAUAGGAAACAUGUCAGACACGGCGUAAGACGAACGGGGUCAUGCAAACAUGUCAGACACGGCACAAGACUAACGGAGUAUUGCAGACAUGUCAGACACGGCACAAGACGAACGGGGUAACGCAGACAUGUCAGAAACGGCACAAGACAAAAACGGGGUAGUGCAGACAUGUCAAAAACGGCGAAAGACGAACGGGGUUAUGAAUUGUUGUUGUUUUAAAGCUUAUAAACUUUAAAGUUCAUUGAUGAUUUUGGAGUGUCAGAAUAAUUUUACUGAAAUAACGCUUUUAAGGUAUUAACGCUGUUCCAUACCAUCGAAAUUAUUGUUUCCUCGUUUACCGGUCUUUGACUUAUAGGAGCUGAAAUCAAAUUUUGCAUCAUUACUUAAGAUCUCUGACAGGGCAUAGACGCAAAAGUAUUGCAAGACCGGUAAUGUGCAUAUUUUGUGUCUCGAUUUAAAACAGAAAAGCUUCCCUUUGCUAUAAAAUGUAAGUAAAACUUAUCUUUAAAAACAAUAGUUUCAACGACUUAGAUAUAUAUGGAUGUAAACAUAUUUCAGUUACUAUUUGGGACGAUUCCUACUGUGAACGAAACUUUGUUUGUUUUAUCCAUUUCAGUGCUUAUAAGCGUAUUUUGCAAGAUUAACACAAUGCAUUUAAUGUGGAACAUUAUGGAACGCGCAUCUGCUCUCGUAUAUAUUUGUGAUUUGUGACGCCAGAGUGUUUGUAUUGAUGACGUUAUACCAUUUAUCGAAUUCAAAAUCGUAUACAUGGAUGAUUCGAAGUUAAUUAGUUAAUACUGUCUCAAAACAAGGGCAUGUUUCAGUCAUUGUUGUAUGCAAUAAUAGCUUUGCAUUCACAUACACACACAAAGUGUUUUAUUCCUAUUGCAUUAACAUACAAAGACAUGUAUGUAUGAUACUCAUGUACCUACAUUUUAAGAGUUUUACAUUUGUCUGUUUAUCAAAUAUUAUACAGAAUAUGCAUUAACGUGUAACAUACGAAUUCAUAACAGUGUUGUAUUGUGUGUUUGAUAUUUGAUGUGUUUUAAUAUAGUGUGCUAACCAUU